Messenger RNA from Dermatophagoides pteronyssinus (European house dust mite), 1639 nucleotides. RefSeq names its product tigger transposable element-derived protein 1-like. NCBI's taxonomy places the organism in Eukaryota, Metazoa, Arthropoda, Arachnida, Sarcoptiformes, Pyroglyphidae. The record is from RefSeq and is a predicted model, not a curated record.
AUGAAAAAAAACCGUAAGGUUAUUACGAUCGAAACAAAAAAAAAGAUCGUACAAAAUUAUGAGAAUGGAUCCAAAAUUGCGGAUCUUGCCCGAACCUAUGAUCUAAACCCUUCAACAAUAUCAACUAUUCUAAAAAGGAAAGAAGAUAUUUCGAAAUGCGAUACACCGGGCGUGUGUUCACGAAUCAAUUUGCGAAGUUCAAAUCUGGAUCUAACCGAAAAUCUUUUACAGUUAUGGAUUAAACAAAAACGAAUGAACGGUGAUUCUUUAUCACAAUCAUUGAUAUGCGCGAAGGCCAGACGCAUUUUUGAUGAUGUCAAAGCCAAAAAUGAUUCCAGCAAUAUUGACGAAGUAUUCAAAGCCAGCAAUGGUUGGUUUUCCAAUUUCAAGAAACGCUCCGGUAUUCAUUCAAUUUUAUGUCAUGGGGAAGCUGCGAGUGCCGAUAAAGACUCAGCUGACAAAUUUAUUGAAGAUUUUGAACAAUUGAUACGUGAAGAAAAAGUUGGGCCGAAUCAGAUAUUUAACUGUGAUGAAACCGGGUUAUUCUGGCGUCAAUUAACAAAACGAACAUUUGUAACCAGAGAAGAGACCAUUGUUCAUGGUCACAAACAAUUAAAAGAUAGGUUAACUUUGUUAUUAUGCUCAAAUGCGAGCGGCGAUUUCAAGGUAAAACCCAUGUUGAUGUAUCAUUCCAAAAAACCUAGAGCCCUGAAAAAGAUGAAAAUUCAAAAAAGUGAUUUGGAUAUUUAUUGGCGUAGCAACAAAAAGUCUUGGGUGACGCGAGUUGAUUUUAUAUCGUGGAUUGUUAACAUUUUCGGUCCAUCCGUCGAGGAAUAUUUAACAAUGAAAAAUUUGCCGAAAAAAGUGCUUCUGUUAGUUGAUAAUGCUCCCGGGCAUCCGAAAAAUAUUCAAGAAGAAUUGAAUAAUGAAUUCAAUUUCAUUAAAUUCGUUUUUUUGCCUCCCAAUACUACAUCUUUGAUUCAGCCUAUGGACCAGAUGGUAAUUUCAAAUUUUAAGAAAACUUAUCUGAAACUCUUAUUCGAAAAGUGUUUUGAGACAUGCGAUACGAUGUCAGUAAGUUUAAAAACUUUUUGGUCUGACCAUUUUAAUAUCGUUAUCGCGAUAAAGCUGAUAAUCAAAUCGUGGGAUGAAAUAACCAGUAAUUGCCUCAAGGCUGCUUGGGGGCCAUUAUGUCCAUAUUUUAACAAUGAUUCAGUUAUAGAAACAAACAAAGUAAUGGAUGAUAUCAUGAGUAAUGCCAAGAAAUUAAAUUUGGAGAUUAAUCAAGAUGAUGUUCAAGAAUUUAUUGAUGAUGAGAAUGAAUUCUCAACAGAUGAAUUGCAAGAAAUGUUCACCGAAGAAACAAAUGAAAUUACACAAUCGGAUUCAGAAAAUGAUGAGGGGGAAGAAGAUUUAUCAACGAAUGAAAUCAAACACAUUUUAUCAAAUUGGCGUUACAUAAAAGAUUGUUUGAAGAAAUGGAAAGCCAAUGACUAUGAUUUCAUCUUGUUUAUGGAACAAUUUGAAGAUAAGUCUAUUGUCCAACUAAACAAUUUAUUACGAAAACGUCAGCAUCAAUCAACAAUUGACAUGUUUUUCAAAAAACAGAAAAUUGAAUAAAAUAAUAUAAUUUUUUUUU